AUGACGGCCAAAGAGAACGUUAUAAAGGAGUCGCAGGACACCGAAGAUUUACAGGAAUCUAAAAUCGAGGGUACCGAAGAAAAGCAAGAUGUUUGCGGAUCACCAGAAGCUGGCCCAGCCAAACCCUGUGAUCAGAAGGAUGACGGCAAUCAGGCUUCGAAGAGCCAAACGAGGCUUGAGAGAUUCAAAGCACUCCAAGCGCGAGCGAAAAGCGCUGCGAAGAGUAAUCUCAAAGAAACCGCUGCCGAGUCCCACCGAUUGUCUACAGAUCCGACACUACUAAAUUCCAUCUCUCGCAAACAUGCUUUUGCAUCACACAAUCUUUUAAAAGCGGAUGUCGAAGCCGCUGGUGAAGACUUUGAACGCAAACGUGCUUGGGACUGGACCGUGGAUGAAUCCGAAAAAUGGGACCGCCGAGUGGAGAAGAAACAAAAGCAUCGGGAGGGUGUUGCAUUCCAGGAUUGGCGUCAAGACUCUCAUAAGAAUUAUAAAAGGCAGCUGCGACGAAUGGAACCCAAUCUUGAGGCUUACGAAUCCCAGAAAGCGGAUGCCGUUAUGCGCGCCGCCGCAAAUGGAGGUCUUGAUCUCAUUGAAGGCGAAGAUGGCGAGCUAGUGGCUGUGGAUAAGAAUGGAACUUUUUACUCUACCGCAGACUCAAUAGAUUUCACGCAGAACCGACCGGAUCGCGCCGCAGUUGAUAGAUUGGUAGCCGAUCUGCAAAAGGCGGAAGAGAUGCGCCUGAAAAAGCGAAGAGAACGUGGCCUUGGAGACGACGAUGGCGACGUUACAUAUAUCAAUGACAAAAACAAACGAUUUAACCAGAAAUUGGCCAGGUUUUAUAACAAGUAUACUGCUGAAAUUCGAGAUAGUUUUGAGAGAGGCACCAUGAUCUGA
Ophidiomyces ophidiicola is the source of this 894-nucleotide messenger RNA. It is a transcript of the gene syf2, whose product is annotated as Pre-mRNA-splicing factor SYF2. NCBI's taxonomy places the organism in Eukaryota, Fungi, Ascomycota, Eurotiomycetes, Onygenales, Onygenaceae. The record is from RefSeq and is a predicted model, not a curated record. Gene Ontology annotation, cellular component: catalytic step 2 spliceosome; post-mRNA release spliceosomal complex; Prp19 complex. The transcript is spliced from 3 exons. The coding region runs from base 1 to 894 and encodes 297 amino acids.